AUGGCAGGUGAUUCAGGAAGCUUUACUACACCAUGUGUUCCUAAAUUCGAUGGAGACUACGAGCAUUGGAGUUUGGUCAUGGAAAUGGAAAAUCUCUUGCGUUCCAAGGAAUAUUGGAGUACUAUUCAAUCUGGUUUCGAGGAACCAAAAGGAAACGAAGCACUAAGCGCAGCCCAGCAAAACGAAAUCAAUGAAGCAAGACUCAAAGAUCUGAGAGCAAAGAAUUAUCUCUUUCAAUCCAUUGAUAAGAUUAUUUUAAAAACUAUCAUUCAAAAGGAUACUUCCAAGCAAUUGUGGGAUUCAAUGAAACUCAAGUAUCAAGGAAAUGCUAGAGUGAAGCGAGCCCAGCUACAACGACUUUGCAGAACAUUCGAAACUUUAGAGAUGAAAGCAGGAAAAGGUGUUUCUGAGUAUUUUUCAAGAGUUAUGUCUACUACUAAUGACAUGAGAAAUUGCGGAGAAGAUAUGCCGGAUGUCAAAAUUGUUGAGAAAAUACUUCGAAGUCUCACCGAUAAAUUCAACUUCGUAGUAUGCUUAAUUGAAGAAUCCAAGGAAAUUGACCAAUUAACCGUCGAUGAAUUACAGGCAUCUUUGCUUGUACAUGAACAAAAAGUGAUUGAUAAGAGGAGUGAAGAGCAGGUUCUGCAGGUGGAGAAUGUAUCAAGCUAUGGACAAGGAAGAGACAGAGGGACAUUUCAGAGAGGAAGAGGUUACUCUAGAGGACGGAGAAGAGGUAGAUCUUUUGUGAACUGGUCGGCCAUCAACUGUUUUCGAUGUGGAAAGCAAGGACAUUACCAAUUUGAAUGUCCAGGCUUAGAAAAAGAAGCUGUCAUUAUUCUGAAUUUGACAAGGAGGAAGAACUGCUAUUGA
This is a messenger RNA of Cucurbita pepo subsp. pepo (vegetable marrow), 870 nucleotides long. RefSeq lists its product as uncharacterized. Gene Ontology annotation, molecular function: nucleic acid binding; zinc ion binding. Lineage: Eukaryota; Viridiplantae; Streptophyta; Magnoliopsida; Cucurbitales; Cucurbitaceae. The record is from RefSeq and is a predicted model, not a curated record.